AUGCGUUGGCUCAACAUCGUUCAAGCUCUCACUAUUGUGCUGCUCUCUACUACGGACAUCGUGGCAGCUUCGGGCAACAAACUGUCGACUAGUACCACUGCUACUGAUGGACAUCGCCAGCUGCGAUCGCUCGCCACUACCGACCGUCAAGUCGACGAUUUGACGGACGUCUCGGCGACCAACGAAGAACGACUGGAGACACCGAUCCUGAGAUCUUUGGGAGUCGACCAAACGAACGAGGUGGUAUCUCAAGCAGCCCAAACAGCCGACAUUCCCCCCGGAACGGAGGUCGUCAGCAAGUACUACGGAAAUGGCGUGAAACAGAAAAUCGGGCGUUGGUUUCACAAGUUCGUCGGCCAAGGACCGGCGCGGCGACUCCGCAAAGCGUAA
Molecule: messenger RNA, 390 nt
Organism: Peronospora matthiolae
Lineage: Eukaryota; Oomycota; Peronosporomycetes; Peronosporales; Peronosporaceae
Source: the annotation of a GenBank genome assembly